Molecule: messenger RNA, 949 nt
Organism: Gambusia affinis (western mosquitofish)
Lineage: Eukaryota; Metazoa; Chordata; Actinopteri; Cyprinodontiformes; Poeciliidae
Product: replication protein A 32 kDa subunit-like
Exons: 9
Coding region: 154-801 (215 amino acids)
Biological process (GO): DNA replication; nucleotide-excision repair; double-strand break repair via homologous recombination
Cellular component (GO): DNA replication factor A complex; nucleus; site of double-strand break
Molecular function (GO): DNA binding
Source: RefSeq, a predicted model, not a curated record
UUUAAAGCUGUACUGACUCACAGGUGAUUGGUGUAACUCAGCUCAGCUGCUGAAGAAACCCAGAGAGCUCUUCUGUUUGGUGUUGAACCUUUGCUGAUGAAAGCAUGCUGCUGCCAGUUCAGAUCAGCUUAAUGACUUUGUUUGACCUCUAACAUGUGGAAUCAAGGCUGCAGUCAGUCCAGUGGUGAAACCUUGAGCCACAAAGCUACAUCAUCAAAGAAAGCACACCUUGAGAUUUUCCCCUGCACCGUCUCUCAGCUGCUGACUGCUCCUCAACUCUCCAACGACUGCUUCACUAUCUGUGACUAUGAGCUCAGACAGGUUUCUAUUGUUGGGAUCAUCAGAGGAUUCGCUCCGUUUGUGACCAACGUCCAGUAUGCCGUGGAUGACAUGACCGGUCCACCUCUGAAUGUGAAGCUGUGGGUUAACAUGGAGGAUUCUGCACUGAUGACUGUAGCUUCUCCAGGAAUGUAUGUGAAGGUGAUUGGAAGCCUGCGCAGCUACAAUGGACAGAGGUCGCUACUGGCAAUGAAUGUCCGACGUGUAAAGGACCUGAAUGAGAUCAGCUCCCACAUGUUGGAGGUGGUACAAGCUCAUAUGCAGGUUUUCAGAAAGGUCUUUGACGUGAACAUGAACCUAACUGUGGUGCCAAAACCUGACUGGAGCAGUGGGACGCGUCCUCAAGGCGUUUUACCAAAUGGUUUGUCUACAGUCCAGGGCCAGGUCAGAGACUGCAAAGAGUGUUGCAUCAAAUCCAAGUGUUCUCUGUCCAUAAUGAUGGCAUCAGUUUCCACGACCUGACAAGAAACCUGGACAACAUUAGCAUACGAGAUAUUAGAUCCUCCUUGGCUUUCCUUGCAAGUGAAGGUCACAUCUUUUCCACCAUUGACGAGCAUCAUUUCAAGGCAGCAUAACUUCAGCUGCCUCUGGAAAAAAACAAAACAAAACA